Molecule: messenger RNA, 966 nt
Organism: Cryptomeria japonica (Japanese cedar)
Lineage: Eukaryota; Viridiplantae; Streptophyta; Pinopsida; Cupressales; Cupressaceae
Product: zinc transporter 11-like
Exons: 3
Coding region: 1-966 (321 amino acids)
Biological process (GO): zinc ion transmembrane transport
Cellular component (GO): membrane
Molecular function (GO): zinc ion transmembrane transporter activity
Source: RefSeq, a predicted model, not a curated record
AUGGCUGCAACAAGGGCGAUCACUUGUCUUGUUAUUUUCCUUGUGGGCUCACUAAAUCCUCCGCUUGAAGCCCAUGGAGGAGGCACUGGAUCAGCCAAUGAUCACACCAACCCCAACUUAAGAUCAAAAUCCUUAAUUGUAGUGAAAAUCUGCUGUCUCAUCAUAGUUUUCACUGCCACAUUCGCCGGAGGGAUAUCUCCGUAUUUUUUCAGAUGGAAUGAAGUGUUUGUUUCUCUGGGUACUCAAUUCGCAGGUGGGGUAUUCUUGGGGACCGCUUUAAUGCAUUUUUUGAGAGAUUCCGCAAAAACAUUCACAGAUUUGACGGAUAAUGAGUAUCCCUUAGCCUUCAUGCUUAGUACUGCCGGAUAUUUGCUUACUAUGCUGGGAGACCUGGUUGUCACUUGGGUCAACGCCAAACAAGAAAAGAGGAAAGAAAUUAUCCCUGAGGCGAAUACGAAGAAAACAUCGUUGGAUAGUUCAGCUUCUGUGCGUGACAGUUUAUUGCUGAUAUUGGCACUUUGCUUUCAUUCUUUCUUCGAAGGAAUCGCCAUUGGAGUUGCAGAAACGAAGGCGGAAGCAUGGAAAACGUUGUGGACAGUGUCUUUGCACAAGAUAUUCGCAGCAAUUGCAAUGGGCGUAGCGCUGUUGCAGAUAAUUCCAAAUAGGCCACUUUUAUCAACUGCAACGUAUGCCUUUGCGUUCGCCAUAUCCACCCCAAUUGGCGUUGUAGUGGGCAUUCUAAUCGAUGCCACAACGGAGGGACGCUUGGCCGAUUGGUUUUAUGCAAUUUCAAUGGGAUUAGCCUGUGGAAUCUUCAUUUAUGUGGCCAUAAACCAUCUCCUGAAGCGAGGGACGACACAUCAUAAUUCUCAAGACAAUGAGAUUCCAUUGGAUAAGCCAUUUUACAGUUUUAUGGCUGUUGUUCUUGGUUCUGGAUUGAUUUCAGUGGUAAUGAUUUGGGAUUAG